ACUGAGGCCCGGCGGGCAUGGCGGAACCCCUGAAGGAGGAGGACGCCGAGGACGGCCCCGGGAAGCCCUCGGGGCCGGCCAAGACGGAGCCUGCCAACCCCGCCGCCGCCGCCGCCGCCGCCUCGGUGGCCGCCAAGAACCUGGCCCUGCUCAAGGCCCGCUCCUUCGACGUGACCUUCGACGUGGGCGACGAGUACGAGAUCAUCGAGACCAUCGGCAACGGGGCGUACGGGGUGGUGUCCUCGGCGCGCCGCCGCCUCACGGGCCAGCAGGUUGCUAUCAAGAAGAUCCCUAAUGCUUUUGAUGUGGUGACCAAUGCAAAGCGAACUCUCCGGGAGCUCAAGAUCCUCAAGCAUUUCAAGCAUGACAACAUUAUUGCCAUUAAGGAUAUCCUGAGGCCCACUGUUCCUUAUGGCGAGUUCAAGUCUGUCUAUGUAGUUCUGGACCUGAUGGAAAGCGACCUUCACCAGAUCAUCCAUUCUUCACAGCCACUCACACUGGAACAUGUGCGCUACUUCCUGUACCAGCUGCUGCGUGGCCUUAAGUACAUGCACUCAGCUCAAGUCAUUCACCGUGACCUUAAGCCCUCCAACCUGCUGGUGAAUGAGAACUGCGAGCUGAAGAUUGGUGACUUUGGCAUGGCCCGUGGCCUGUGUACCUCUCCUGCUGAACACCAGUACUUCAUGACUGAGUAUGUGGCCACACGCUGGUACCGUGCUCCUGAGCUCAUGCUCUCACUCCAUGAGUACACACAAGCUAUCGACCUGUGGUCUGUGGGGUGUAUCUUUGGGGAGAUGCUGGCCCGGCGCCAGCUCUUUCCAGGUAAAAACUAUGUGCACCAGCUGCAGCUGAUUAUGAUGGUGUUGGGUACUCCAUCACCAGCAGUGAUUCAGGCCGUGGGGGCUGAGAGAGUGCGGGCCUACAUCCAGAGCCUGCCACCACGACAGCCUGUGCCCUGGGAGACAGUGUACCCAGGUGCAGAUCGCCAGGCUCUCUCACUGCUAGGGCGAAUGCUUCGUUUUGAACCCAGUGCCCGCAUCUCGGCAGCUGCUGCUCUUCGUCACCCCUUUCUGGCCAAAUACCAUGACCCUGAUGAUGAGCCCGACUGUGCACCACCCUUUGACUUUGCCUUUGACCGUGAAGCCCUCACCAGGGAGCGCAUUAAGGAGGCUAUCGUGGCAGAGAUUGAGGACUUCCAUGCCCGGCGUGAGGGCAUCCGCCAGCAGAUACGCUUCCAGCCUUCACUGCAACCUGUGGCCAGUGAGCCUGGCUGUCCUGAUGUGGAGAUGCCCAGUCCCUGGACUCCCAGUGGGGAUUGUGCCAUGGAGUCACCUCCACCAGCCCCACUGCCUUGCCCUGGCCCUGCACCUGAAACCAUUGAUCUGACCCUGCAGCCACCCUUACACAUCAGUGAGCUGGCUCCCCCAAAGAGGGAGGGCGCGAUUUCUGACAACACAAAGGCAGCCCUCAAGGCGGCCUUGCUCAAGUCCUUGAGGAGCCGACUCAGAGGUACCUUGUGGAAACACUACUGGUUGUGGAGGGUGUGUCAGAGGGGAGCUCCUGGCUGGCUCAGGGUUGUGGGUUCUUUCUCUUACUAUUGCCCAACUUUCCCUGCAGAUGGCCCUAGUGUCCCCCUGGAAGCUCCUGAGCCUCGGAAGCCGGUGACUGCCCAGGAGCGCCAGAGAGAGCGGGAAGAAAAACGACGGAGGAGGCAGGAGCGAGCCAAGGAACGGGAGAAGCGGCGACAAGAACGGGAACGCAAGGAGCGAGGGGCUGGUGUCUCUGGGGGUCCUUCCACUGAUCCCCUGGCUGGGCUGGUGCUCAGUGACAAUGAUCGUAGCUUGCUGGAACGCUGGACUCGUAUGGCCCGGCCUCCAGCUCCAACCCCAGCACCAGCCCCCAUCUUAGGACCAGCCCAGGCCCCAAUACCCGCACCCCCUGCCGCCCAGACCACUAGCCCACCCACAGGCACCACACCACAGCCUGCAGGUUCCACCCCAGCUUCUGCAUCUCAGCCUGCCUCUGUGACUUCUGGCCCUGCUCCCCACCCUCCUGGUCCUGGGCCCCUUCCAGGCCCUGCUGCACUCCAGACUGCCACCUCCUCUAACCUCCUGGCUCCUCAGUCACUGGUGCCACCACCAGGGCUGCCUGGCACCAGUGCCCCAGGUGUUUUGCCUUAUUUCCCUUCUGGAUCUCCCCUGCCAGACCCUGGGGGUGCACCUCAGCCUUCCACCUCAGAGUCACCCGAUGUAAACCUGGUGACCCAGCAGCUGUCCAAGUCACAGGUGGAAGACCCCUUGCCACCCGUGUUCUCAGGCACUCCAAAGGGAAGUGGGGCUGGCUAUGGUGUUGGCUUUGACCUGGAGGAAUUUCUAAACCAAUCUUUUGAUAUGGGUGUAGCUGACGGGCCACAGGAUGGGCAGUCAGACUCAGCUUCACUCUCAGCUUCCCUGCUUGCUGAUUGGCUUGAGGGCCAUGGCAUGAACCCUGCUGACAUUGAGUCCCUGCAGCGUGAAAUUCAGAUGGACUCCCCAAUGCUGCUAGCAGACUUGCCUGACCUCCAGGAGCCCUAGGACCACAACUUUGUGCCUUGCUGCCAAGGGCAGAUCCAGCCUUUAGGCCUAUCAGAGCCUUUUGAACCAGUAGGGGACACUUGGCUUAGAUUAUUUUGCAGGUUCAUCUCAGAUUGUCUUGACAGCCAUAAGCAGCCACCUGAGCCACCAACAAGCCAUGACAUGGGGAAUACCCUCCUCCCUGAGAGAUCUUUUCAGUAUUGUAUUUUUAUUAUUAUUGUUAUUAUAUUAUAAUUUUAUUAUUACACAACCUUUUCACUGUCUAAAUUAGAGUCCUUUGAAAUACAAGGUUCCCUUUACUACC
Molecule: messenger RNA, 2877 nt
Organism: Suncus etruscus (white-toothed pygmy shrew)
Lineage: Eukaryota; Metazoa; Chordata; Mammalia; Eulipotyphla; Soricidae
Gene: MAPK7
Product: mitogen-activated protein kinase 7
Exons: 5
Coding region: 18-2573 (851 amino acids)
Biological process (GO): cell surface receptor signaling pathway; protein phosphorylation; intracellular signal transduction
Cellular component (GO): nucleus; cytoplasm
Molecular function (GO): ATP binding; MAP kinase activity
Source: RefSeq, a predicted model, not a curated record